Messenger RNA from Melampsora larici-populina 98AG31, 1144 nucleotides. RefSeq lists its product as uncharacterized. The transcript is spliced from 8 exons. NCBI's taxonomy places the organism in Eukaryota, Fungi, Basidiomycota, Pucciniomycetes, Pucciniales, Melampsoraceae. Bases 6 to 932 code for a protein of 308 amino acids. The record is from RefSeq and is a predicted model, not a curated record. Gene Ontology annotation, molecular function: oxidoreductase activity, acting on the CH-OH group of donors, NAD or NADP as acceptor.
CAACGAUGAACAAAGCCUCGGGGACGACAAACGCUGGCAAGGGUAAAGGUGAACCCGUUGAAAGGCUUGCUCAAAUCCUUGGACAUUUCAGUAGCCGAACUUCAAGCAGGAAACUACAUGGAAAGGUGUGUAUCUUGACUGGCGUUGGCAAUGAGAAAGGGAUCGGCUGGGCAACAGCUGUUCUCUUCGCUCAAGAAGGUGCUAAGCACAUGUAUUUAUUAGACAUGGACGGCAGUGCCCUCCCAAAGCUAUCCAGCAAGAUCAAAGGCAUCUCGCCUGAAAUUGGAGUCUCGACAUUUGAGGGUGACGCAAGCAGUGAGGAGUUGAUCAAGACGAUCUGCCAUGCCGCUUUGGAGGAACACGGUCAUUUGGAUGUAUUCUUUGCAAAUGCCGGGAUUGCCACUGGCGCACCCAUCCAGUCUACUUCCUAUCAAACUGUGGAAAAAGUCCUCAAAAUCAACGCCCUAUCGUGUUGGCUAGCUGUUAAAUACGCAUCCGCUAGCAUGCUGAAGAACAAAGACACUCAAACUUCGAAUGCAAACACUCAUCGAGGCGGAAGCAUUAUCCUGACCUCUUCAAUAGCUGGUAUCAGAUCAGGUGCCGGCUCAGCUGAUUAUUCCGCUUCGAAGGCAGCAGUGGCUUCAUUGGCCUUAACAGGAGCUAAUGCUUAUCCUGGAGCCAACAUUCGUAUUAAUGCGAUCUGUCCAGGCUUGAUACACACUCAAAUGACGGAUCCAAUUUUCAGCCUUACAUCUGACAAGAGCAAGAUUGGACAAUUGUGCUCUUUGAGACGAUACGGACUUGCUGAUGAGGUCGCAGGUGUCGUGCUCUUCCUAGCUGGCGGAGAUUCAUCAUACGUGAACGGUGCAGUUAUUCCUGUCGAUGGAGGCCUUUCUAGCUCCCACCCAGUGGUACCAGGAAGGUCUUACUAAUAUCGUGGAAAACCCGCGCCCCUAGCUCGUCGCCAAGUCCGGGAAGGCGAUUUGCUAAUUUUGUGUAUCAUCUACGCUUUCAAUUUCGAUGGCCGGCUUCAAGAAUAUAUGAUUAAUUUGUUGUGAUAGACAGUGUAUUGUACAAAAAGACGUUUGUUAAUGAUAGGUCCCAUUCUUCUGUGAGAUCGAGACUGUUGCAAUUCCUUAUCAUG